Molecule: messenger RNA, 408 nt
Organism: Spirometra erinaceieuropaei
Lineage: Eukaryota; Metazoa; Platyhelminthes; Cestoda; Diphyllobothriidea; Diphyllobothriidae
Source: the annotation of a GenBank genome assembly
AUGGCAACGCCCGUUGCAGACAGUGGAGCUAUGUCAGAGGCAUUCUCAGUGACCGACGGAGUGAAGCGGAGCUGCGUCCUCACGCACACCCUCCUCAGUCUCAUGUUCACUGUCGUGCUAAUAAAUGCUUGCCUUGAUGAGUGCCCCGGGAUCAGUGUCGCCCAGAGGACGGAUGGCCAACUCGUCAAUCAGCAGCAGAUGCACCUCCAGUCGGAUGCAUCCAUAACUGCCGUCCAGGAACUUGUCUUCGCCUACGCCUGCGUUCUCAACGUCGCUACAGAAGGGGAAAUGCAAAAGAGAAUGGACCUCUUCGCCGUCGCCCACAACAACUUCGGCCUGGUCAUCAACACGGAGAAAACGGGGGUCAUGCACCAACCACCCUCCGAAGCUGCAUCCAGCGCACUCUAA